AUGCAUAGUAGACAACAUGUUUCAAUAAAGAACCUUGAUUAACCCAAAUUGGAUUCAACUCAAGUUCGUCGUAAGAGUUGUGUUUGUGAAUAUUGUGGGACUACAGCUCUGAAAGAAGAUCGUCUACCAAAUUAAUUAUGUGAAAUAGCCUACCACAAAUAAGAACGAAUUGGCUGA
Paramecium tetraurelia is the source of this 177-nucleotide messenger RNA. RefSeq lists its product as uncharacterized. The transcript has a single exon. The record is from RefSeq and is a predicted model, not a curated record. NCBI's taxonomy places the organism in Eukaryota, Ciliophora, Oligohymenophorea, Peniculida, Parameciidae.